Messenger RNA from Mangifera indica (mango), 1253 nucleotides. Its product is annotated as putative disease resistance protein RGA4. The record is from RefSeq and is a predicted model, not a curated record. Gene Ontology annotation, biological process: defense response to other organism. Gene Ontology annotation, molecular function: ADP binding. NCBI's taxonomy places the organism in Eukaryota, Viridiplantae, Streptophyta, Magnoliopsida, Sapindales, Anacardiaceae. The transcript has a single exon. The coding region runs from base 115 to 1206 and encodes 363 amino acids.
UUUAGUUUUAGCAGGAAUGUAUGGUUGUAUUCGCUCAUAUAUCCAUCCUCAGCUAACGCAGGUGUCUUAAACUAGCUCUUUCUCGCUCUGUAAUUUGUUUCUUCUAAGAUAACUAUGGCAGAAGCGAUUCUAUUUAACACUGCUACUGAAAUUUUGAAGAAGAUAGUUUCCCUUAUUGGUGGAGAAGUAUCGUUGUUGUGGGAUUUGAAAAGUAAUUUAAGAAGACUUGAGGGAACCAUGAGCACCCUCAAAGCCGUGCUGUUGGAUGCCGAGACAAGGCAGACUCAAGAUCAUCAGCUGCGUGACUGGCUUGGGAAGCUUAGAGACGUUUUUUAUGAUGCUGAGGACGUUUUAGAAGAAUUCGAAUUUCAUGCUGCCAGGAGGCAACGGAGGACCUCAAUAUCAAAGGUACGUCAGUACUUUCCAAGUUGGAAUUCUAUUAAAAUUGGUUACAAGAUCAAGGACAUUAGAGAAAGGUUAGAUGAGAUCGCAGAUGAUAGGCAAAAAUUUCAUCUUGUUGAGAGUCAUGUUGACGUUAGGCGUGUAAUUCCAAAGGAAAGGGAGACAAAUCCCUUCUUCCAAGCGUCUGAGGUCAUCGGAAGAGAGGAGGAUAAAGAAAACGUCGUAAGCUUUUUGAUUCAGCCAACCCAUGUUAAUGUUUCCGUCAUUCCUAUUGUUGGAAUUGGGGGUUUGGGUAAAACUACUCUUUCUAAAAUGGUUUACAAUGAUGAAAUGGUCAGGAGGCACUUUGAAUUGAGAAUGUGGGUUUGUGUCUCAGAUGACUUUGAUGUUAACAGGUUAAUGAAAGAAAUUAUUUAUUCUGCAACACAUGAGGAUUGUGCUAAGUUAAAAGCCGAUGAAAUACCCAAGCGUUUGCAAGAAAUUUUGGGUGGUCGAAAGUUUUUGCUUGUUUUAGAUGAUGUGUGGAAUGAACAACCAAUGAACUUGAUAGAUUUGAAAAGCCUAUUGUUGAAUGGUGUUAAUGGAAGUAAAAUUAUUGUGAGCACAUGUAGUAACAGAGUUGCUGAAAUCAUGGGCACUGUUCCCCCACAUUUCAUGCAGGGUCUUUCCUUUGAGGACUCUUUAUCAUUGUUUAAGAGGUGCGCAUUUAAAGAUGGAGAAGGGAAAGAUUUUCCAAAGCUUUGUAAAAUUGCAGAGGAAAUUGUGGGAAAAUGCAAAGGAGUUCCGUUAGCUCUGAGAACUUAGGGAAGCUUACUCUUUGCCAAAACUGAUGAAGAAGAGUGGUUAAGAAU